AAGUGCAGACACUACUGUUAACAAAUAACCGAGGAGCAAAAAUGAAGGACAAAUGCAGAGUUUGUUUGCGAAAGUACCGAAACAUGGUAAAUAUAUUUAGUGAAACACAGGACCUCGGGAUUUCCAUAGCGGAUAUGAUUUGGGAAUCCACAGGGUUUCCCGUUGAAAAGGGCGACGCACUUUCCGAAUCCAUUUGUCCACCUUGCCUACAGGAUGCGCAAAACGCAUUCAGGAUAAAGGAAACCUAUGAAAGCAGCCAACACUUCAUCUGCCAAGUCAAGGAGGAAAUCAUUGAAGAGGAUUUUCAGGAGGAACAAGCUCAGCACUGCGAUACGGAGGGAUCUAAUUGUGACGAUGAUCAGUUCGUUUGCCACGUGAAGAACGAGCCAUUGGAAGAAGAUUUCCCGGUGGAGGACGUCUCAAAGACACCAGACACCGAAAUAGAGCAAUACAAUUGCCAAGUGAAAAAUGAGAAAAGCGAAGAUAUUGAUGAAGAUGGUCCACUCAAAGAUGCACUUCCGUUCAAAUGUACUCUGUGUCCCAAGAGAUUUCGGAGCAAAUAUUUCCUUAAUCUCCACACACCUGAUCACACUAAGGAAGAAAAGUACAAAUGUGCCCACUGCUCCAAGUGUUUUCGUACUUUAGCGCAACACCGGAGCCACAUGCAGACCCACACUGGAGAACGAUCGUACCAAUGUCUGCAGUGUUCCAAAUCUUUUCUCAACAGUUCCAACCUUCAAUCGCACGUUCGAAUUCACACUGGGGAACGACCUUUUAAGUGCCUCAAAUGUCCAAAGACUUUUAUACAAAAAACCCAUCUUGUCAAUCACGAUCGAACUCACACCGGGGAACGACCCUACAAGUGCUCCCAGUGUGACAAGUCCUUUAUACAACCUGCCAAUCUUCAGAUGCACAUCCAGACUCACUGUAAGAAGGGGUCAAAAGUCCGGAAAAAUAGUAGAGUUUUCGUCCAAGUCCGCACAGAGGAGAAGGAGCCACUUUUCAAGUGCACCCACUGCUCUGCGUCCUUUGACAACCAAGAUGCUCUCCUAGACCACAUCCACACCCAUAACGCCUUGUUUGAGGAAGAAGUCUGCAAGCUGUCAGACACUGAAAUCGAUCCAUUUAGCCAUAUUGAAGUGGAUAUAUUUGAAGACAAUGUUAUAGAUGAAAAUGGCAGCGAGGAUCACAACGAUGAUUUUACUUUGUUUGAAUGUCCUCAAUGUCCAAAGGUUUGCAAGCGCAAACGUGACCUUGAAGCCCACUUGAAAAAUCACUUUGAGCAACUGCAAAAGUGUCCCCACUGCCCGAAGUCUUUUAGCAUUAUAUCAAACUAUAAAAGACACCUUCGGGUUCACACGAUUGAAAAAUCGUUCUUCUGCUCUUAUUGUCCAAAGAAUUUUCGAAAUCAAGCGCAACUUAGGGAACACACGCGAACUCACACUGGAGAACGUCCCUAUGAAUGUUUGAUAUGCCACAAGUAUUUUACCCAUAACUCCGUUCUAAAAAAACACAUGCGUUCACACACUGGCGAAAGACCCUACAAGUGCAGCCUAUGCCCCAAAACUUAUGCGCAAUUGGAUCCCCUCAAGGACCACAUUCGAAGGCACAAUAAUGAAACUAUCGAUCCUAAAAAGGAGGCCCGUAAGUGUAGCCAGUGCUCGAAGACAUUAAAAAACGCAAGAACACUCAGGAAGCACAAUCUGAUACAUAAAAGGCAAAAAAAAUACGCAUGUUCAGAUUGCUCAGAGAGCUUCAAUGGAAUAGAAUCUUUAAGAAGUCACAUAUUACUUGUUCAUACAAUUGAAAAACCCUUAUACUCUUCCGAACAAACUUUUAAGUGUGAGCACUGCCCAAGAUCGUUCGCAAAUGAUAAAAUUCUCAAAACUCACACACUUUCCCACUCGGACAGACCACGUCUAAAAUGUACUUACUGUGACGACACUUUUGCAAACAGCCAAACUCUUCGCCUCCACAAACGCAUUCACACGGGAGAAACGCCGUAUAGAUGUCCCCAUUGCCCACAAUCUUUCACGAGAGGCGACUAUCGUGUCAAGCACAUCCAAAGUCACCACCGAAAAACAGCAUCUGGGAAACUCAAACGCAAUAUUACAACUAAGGAAAAGAAUCUCAUUCCGCUUGAAGAACUUUAAUAUUCAGCUGGUUUUGGAGUUAAUUUUUAGCGUAAUUAAUUUAAUUUUUGUAAAUAAAUAUGUUACCAUGUUUUAA
Molecule: messenger RNA, 2229 nt
Organism: Drosophila elegans
Lineage: Eukaryota; Metazoa; Arthropoda; Insecta; Diptera; Drosophilidae
Product: zinc finger protein 271-like
Exons: 2
Coding region: 42-2153 (703 amino acids)
Cellular component (GO): nucleus
Molecular function (GO): zinc ion binding
Source: RefSeq, a predicted model, not a curated record